AUGGCGAACCUUAUUUUCGCGCACUCGAGUGCGCCGAUCCGUACGAUUAGGGAGAUACAGUUCGGCCUCUUGUCGCCUGAGGAAAUCAAGGGCAUGAGCGUCUGCCACAUCGUCUACCCCGAGACCAUGGACGAGAGUAGGACAAAGCCUCGCGACGGUGGUCUCAACGAUCCCCUUCUUGGCUCCGUCGACCGCCAGUUCAAGUGCAAAACCUGCACUGAGAACAUGACGGAGUGCCCUGGUCAUUUCGGUCACAUCGAGCUAUCCAGGCCUGUUUUUCACCCAGGCUUCAUCAGGCGUGUCAAAAAGUUGCUCGAGAUGGUCUGCCACAACUGUAGCAAGGUCUUGGCUGAUCGUAGCGACACCCAAUAUGCUGCCGCCAUGCGGAUUCGUGACCCCAAGGUGCGAUUCAAGCGUGUUUGGGACAUCUGCAAGAGCAAGAAGCGCUGCGAGAACGAACCGCCCAAAGGGAAAGAUGGCGAGUUCAAUCCCGGUAACCCAGACCAACCCGCAGAUAAGGGCCAUGGGGGUUGUGGCAACACACAACCAGUCAUCCGCCAGCAGGCUCUCACACUCUGGGGCAGCGUCGAGUCCAAGGACGAAGAUGGCGUGAAGACCAAGGAGAAGAAAGUCGUCACCCCAGAGAUGGCCCUCAACAUCUUCCGCCGCAUGACCGACGAUGAGAUGAUUGAUAUUGGCCUCAAUAUUUCCCAAGCCCGACCCGAGUGGAUGAUCAUCACCGUUCUUCCUGUCCCCCCUCCCCCGGUCCGCCCGAGUAUCUCUAUGGACGGGACUGGGACAGGCUUGCGGAACGAGGACGAUCUGACCUACAAGCUCGGCGAUAUCAUCCGCGCCAACGGCAACGUCCGCCAGGCCAUUGCAGAAGGCUCUCCGCAGCACAUCAUCACUGACUUCGAGAACCUUCUCCAAUACCACGUGGCUACCUACAUGGACAACGAUAUUGCUGGCCAGCCGCAGGCACUGCAAAAGAGUGGCCGUCCUGUCAAGGCCAUCCGCGCCCGCCUCAAGGGUAAGGAGGGCCGUCUGCGUGGCAAUUUGAUGGGAAAGCGUGUCGACUUUUCGGCUCGUACAGUCAUCACGGGUGACGCGAACAUUUCGUUGGACGAGGUCGGCGUGCCGCGCAGUAUCGCUAGGACCCUGACCUACCCCGAAACCGUCACGCCUUACAACAUCGCCAAGCUUACCAAGUACGUCCAAAAUGGACCGAACGAGCACCCGGGAGCUAGGUUCGUCGUCCGUUCUGACGGCACUCGCCUUGAUCUCCGCCACUCUCGGCGGGCGACUGGUAUCCAACUCGAAUACGGCUGGAAGGUGGAGCGCCACCUGUUGGAUGGAGAUUUCAUCAUCUUCAACCGUCAGCCUUCUCUGCACAAGGAGUCCAUGAUGGGUCACAGAGUUCGGGUCAUGCCCUACUCUACUUUCCGACUCAACCUGUCUGUCACGUCUCCCUACAACGCCGAUUUCGACGGUGACGAGAUGAACUUGCACGUUCCCCAAACUGAGGAGACACGCGCCGAAGUCAAGGAGCUUUGCAUGGUUCCUCUGAACAUCGUCUCGCCCCAGAGGAACGGGCCUCUGAUGGGUAUCGUUCAGGACACCUUGGCUGGCGUGUACAAGCUCUGCCGCCGCGACGUCUUCCUCACCAAGGAAGAGGUGAUGAAUCUCAUGCUCUGGGUUCCCGAGUGGGAUGGUAUCAUCCCUCUCCCCGCCAUCUUCAAGCCUCGCCCCCGGUGGACCGGCAAGCAGAUCAUCAGCAUGGUCAUCCCCAGCAUAAUCAACAUUCACAUGCCCAACGACCAGCCGGACAAGGAUCAUCCCUUCAAGGAUGACGGUCUUCUCAUCCAGCAAGGAGAGCUGAUGUUCGGCUUGCUGAUGAAGAAGAGCGUCGGCGCGGCUGGAGGUGGCAUUAUCCAUCUGUGCUACAACGAGCUCGGUCCCCACGGUGCUAUGGACUUCCUCAACGGGUGCCAACGGGUGGUCAACUAUUGGCUCUUGCACAACGGUCACAGUAUCGGUAUCGGUGAUACGAUUCCCGACACUACGACCAUCGGGCUGAUCCAAAAACACAUCAACGAUGAGAAGGAAGAAGUUCGCCGCCUGACACUAGCUGCCACCAACAACGAGCUCGAGGCGCUCCCGGGCAUGAAUAUUCGAGAGACCUUCGAAAAUAAGGUCUCAACUGCCCUCAACAAGGCCCGUGAUAAGGCCGGCACGUCCACCGAAAAGAGUCUCAAGGACCUUAACAAUGCCGUCACAAUGGCCCGGUCUGGUUCCAAGGGCUCCGCCAUCAACAUCUCGCAGAUGACGGCUUUGGUCGGGCAGCAAAUCGUUGAGGGAAAGCGCAUUCCGUUCGGUUUCAAGUACCGAACACUUCCUCAUUUUACCAAAGACGACUACUCUCCCGAGGCCCGGGGCUUCGUCGAGAACUCGUAUCUCCGUGGCUUGACGCCCUCGGAGUUCUUCUUCCACGCCAUGGCCGGUCGCGAGGGUUUGAUCGAUACCGCUGUCAAGACAGCCGAGACAGGUUACAUCCAGCGCCGUCUUGUCAAGGCGCUCGAGGACGCAGAAGCGCGCUACGACGGCACGGUGCGGAACUCGCUCGGCGACAUCAUUCAGUUCGUCUACGGCGAGGACGGUCUGGACGGUAUCGCUAUCGAGAAACAGCGGGUGGAUCACAUGAACAUGUCGAACGACAACUUCGACAAGCGGUUCCGUCUCGACGUCAUGGACGAGGCGACUUCGGCCGCUGCUCUCGAAUCCCUAGAGUACGGGAGGGAAAUGAUCAGCGACCCGGCUGUGCAGGAGGUUUUGGACCAGGAGUACGAGCAGCUGGCUGCUGAUCGCCAGCUCGUGCGGCGUAUCAACCACCGCAAGCAGGCUGAGGACCACAUGCAACUACCCCUCAAUAUCGCCCGAAUCAUCGAGACGGCUAAGAAGCUUUUCAAGGUCGACGACUCUCAUCGGAGCGACCUCACGCCCAACGAUGUAAUCCCCGUCGUCAAGGCUUUGCUCGACCGAAUGAUUGUGGUCCGCGGCUCUGACCCAAUCUCGCAAGAAGCCGACUACAACUCGACCAUGUUGUUCAAGAUCCAGUUGCGGUCGCGCUUGGCGUACAAGCGUCUCGCCGUUGAGCAAAGGAUCAACAAACUCGCCUUCGAACAUAUCCUGGGCGAGCUCGAGAACCGAUGGUCUCGGUCAAUGGUCGCCCCUGGAGAAAUGGUUGGUGUGUUGGCUGCGCAGUCCAUUGGAGAACCGGCGACGCAGAUGACACUGAACACUUUCCAUUUUGCCGGUGUGUCGUCCAAGAACGUCACUCUUGGUGUUCCGCGUCUCAAGGAAAUUCUCAACGUCGCAAAGGACAUCAAGACGCCAUCCAUGGUUGUCUACCUGGAUUCCGAGAACGCAACCCAAGAGGAUGCGAAGAAGAUGCGAAAUGCUGUCGAGCAUACCAGUCUCCGUUCCGUGACGGCAAUUACGGAGAUCUACUACGAUCCCGAGGUCACCUCCACAAACAUCCCCGAGGACUUCGACAUGGUCGAGUCGUACUUCUUGAUUCCAGACGCCUCGGAUCAGGAUUCGAUUGAGAACCAAUCCCGCUGGCUUCUGAGACUAACGCUCGACCGGCAAAAGAUGCUUGACAAGGGUCUUCGCGUGGAAGACGUCGCGCAACGCAUCAAGGAGGAGUACAAGAAAGACGUUGCUGUCAUCUUCAGCGACAACAACGCCGAAGAGAUGGUCCUUCGCAUCCGAGUCAUCCGCCAGGAUGACGAUAAGGACGAGGAUGGGAACAAGAUCAUCGAGGAUGACGUGAUGCUGAAGCGUCUCGAGAAGCAUCUGCUUGACAACUGCACCCUGCGCGGUGUGCCCGGCAUCGAGCGUGCGUUCUUGAACAAGGGCACCAAGCUGGUCGUGAUGCCAGACGGGUCUCAAAUGGCCAACAAGGAUACACCCGAAUGCAUGGAGUGGUAUCUCGACACCCAAGGCACGACCCUGAGAGAUGUCCUCACCAUCGAGGGUGUCGAUACGAAGCGGACAUACACCAACGACUUGUACCAGAUUGUGGAUGUGUUCGGCAUCGAGGCAGCCCGGUCCGCGCUUAUGCAGGAGUUGACCCAGGUCCUUGCCUUCGACGGUUCCUACGUGAACCACCGGCAUUUGGCACUGCUCGUCGAUGUCAUGACCUACCGUGGCAGCAUCGCCGCCGUGACACGUCACGGUAUCAACCGCGCCGACACUGGUGCUUUGAUGCGUUGCUCUUUCGAGGAAACGGUCGAGAUUCUGCUCGAGGCUGCCGCCGUCGGUGAGCUCGACGACUGCCGCGGUAUCUCGGAGAACGUCAUGUUGGGCCAGAUGGCGCCCAUGGGCACCGGUCACUUCGAUGUGCUGCUUGACCCUAAGAUGCUCGAGACGGUCAUCUCGGAUAACUCCCGGAUGAAUUUGAUGGCCGGUAUGACGAUCAAGGGCACCCAGCUCGAGGGUGCUGCGACGCCAUACGACACUGGCUCGCCGAUGGCGGAUAACGGAUACCUGGGCAGCUACUCCCCAACCAUGGGUAACUUCUCGCCCAUCCAGGGUGCCGGGUCCGACAGCCCCAACGGUUUCGGGACCGAGUACGGCGGCGGGUUCGGCUCGAGCACCGUCAAUCCUUACGCGACGAGCCCGCGUGCGACCAGCCCCUUCUCCACCUCGCCGACGUCGCCCUUCAGCUACGGAGGUGGCUACUCGCCAACGUCGCCCGCCGGGUAUUCGCCGACGUCGCCUCUUCUCGACGCCGGGGGCCGGUACGCGUCGAGCCCGCAGUUCAGCCCCUCGUCGCCGUCCUUCUCGCCGACCUCGCCCAUGUUGCGGCCCGGCAGCCCGACGAGCCCGAACUACAGCCCGACGUCGCCGAGCUACUCGCCCGCAUCGCCCGCGGCGACCAGGCACUACUCGCCCACUUCGCCGCAGCAGUUCAACUCGCCCACGUCUCCCUCGUACUCUCCUACGAGUCCGAGCUACAGCCCAGCGUCGCCGAAUCUGCAUGCCACCUCGCCAUCGUACUCGCCGGCGUCACCAACCUGGUCUCCGACAUCGCCAGAUGCCUACUCCCCGACCAGCCCGUCGUUCCACCGGUCGCCAGGGCAGCAGAUGUCGCCGACCAGCCCCGGCUAUUCGCCAACGUCGCCAUCAUUCUCGCCGAGGACUCCGGGCCGCGGCCCGUCUGGAGGCAAUGGGGACCAGUACUCACCCACUUCUCCGACGAAUGAUUGA
Chaetomium fimeti is the source of this 5271-nucleotide messenger RNA. RefSeq names its product DNA-directed RNA polymerase II subunit RPB1. The coding region runs from base 1 to 5271 and encodes 1756 amino acids. Gene Ontology annotation, cellular component: RNA polymerase II, core complex. Gene Ontology annotation, biological process: transcription by RNA polymerase II. The record is from RefSeq and is a predicted model, not a curated record. Gene Ontology annotation, molecular function: DNA binding. NCBI's taxonomy places the organism in Eukaryota, Fungi, Ascomycota, Sordariomycetes, Sordariales, Chaetomiaceae. The transcript has 3 exons.